ACCGGAUGUUGAAGACGGUGGUGAAUGUAAACACACGCCGUCUGGUCGUGCCGUGUUCGUUUCAGAAGACAACGUUGGUCCACCUGCAGGCGCACAAGAAGGUGGCGACAAACAAAACCAGGGGUUCUUCACGGGUUCACAAACCCACACGCACAGAUCCAUCCAUUCAAAACAUUCCAGCCUCUUCCUCUUUCUUCUCUCUUCAAUCUUUGCAGAAACUUCUCGACGUACACACUCGUUACCUGCUUGCCCGCCGCCGUUCAUCAACACCACUCACUCCUUCAAAGCACAUCCACAGAUACCACUCACUCACUACCCCACCCACCCACCUCCGCUCAAAAUGCGUACCACAAUCAUCAUCCUCUCCGCCUCCGCGGCCAUCGCCUUCGCGGCUCCUCAAGGCAUCGCCUCCCAGAUCAGCGACGGCCAAGUCCAGGCUCCCACCGGCUCCGCCACCGCGCCGCCCCCAGCCUACUCGAGCCCCGAAGUGAGCGCCGAAUCGACCUCCACCCCCGCCGCUCCCCCCGCCUACCCCACCACCAACUGGAGCAGCUCCGCCGCCUCCCCGGUCAGCUCCGCCACCUCCCCCGUCAGCUCCGUCGUCUCCCCCGUCAGCUCCGUCGUCUCCCCCGUCAGCACAGUGACGAGUAGUGCCACCACGACGGCCGCUGUCGUCCCGCCGCCCGCCAGCUACCCCACGCCGGCCAACAGCACCACGACUGCGGUUGCCAUCAGCACGGGCGCCGUCUUGACCACCUCCCCCAUCGUCAAGCCCUCUACGUCUUCUGUCGAGGCUGGGCCGACCAAUACCACGCCUCCUGUUGCCACUGCUUCUCCCGGCAUGGCUGGGGUGCUCGAGGUGAAGGCGGGGCUUGCGGGCGCUGCGUUUGCUGGGCUGCUGGCUUUGCUUGCUUGAUGCCUCUCGCCACUUUGCUGAGUGGGCUUGGUCGUCCUAUGGAGGGCUCAGCUACCUACCUGGCAUCGAUGGAGAGCUUGCAAGGG
Molecule: messenger RNA, 1002 nt
Organism: Neohortaea acidophila
Lineage: Eukaryota; Fungi; Ascomycota; Dothideomycetes; Mycosphaerellales; Teratosphaeriaceae
Exons: 2
Coding region: 341-916 (191 amino acids)
Cellular component (GO): cell wall
Molecular function (GO): structural constituent of cell wall
Source: RefSeq, a predicted model, not a curated record